Brassica napus (rape) is the source of this 1657-nucleotide messenger RNA. RefSeq lists its product as uncharacterized. Lineage: Eukaryota; Viridiplantae; Streptophyta; Magnoliopsida; Brassicales; Brassicaceae. The transcript has a single exon. The record is from RefSeq and is a predicted model, not a curated record. The coding region runs from base 1177 to 1488 and encodes 103 amino acids.
AAACAGAAUAAAAAAUAAAACCAAAUCCGAAUCAAUGUUCACAAAUAUCUGAACUGUUCAUAGAUAACAAAAAAAAAUCAGACCAAAUCGAAAACCAAGUGGGUAUCCGAAAAUCCAUAAUAUAGUUUAUAUACCUAAAAAUGUUAAUUAUAUUUAAUUUUAAAAUUAUCAAAUAUUCUAAAAAUAUUAUUUAUAAACUGAACUACCAAAAAACUCUAUUACCCUUUUUUGAAAUUAUCAUAAUUUCCCAAUAUGAUCGAGUCACCCAAAUAUUUUUAUUCAAAAUAUUCAAAUUUAUCCGAGUUAUCCGAUAUUUAUCCUAAAAAUUUCAAAAUGUGAAUUCCAAAAUUAUUCAAAAUUAUCCAAAAAACCAGAAACCAAUCCAUAAUCGAAUUGAAGUCAAAACUGUAUUGGAUUUGUAAUAUUGUUAUCUGAACUAAACCGAAAACUAAAAUAAGCAAACUGAAACUACACCUAAAUUCAUAAAUAACUGAACGGUUUCUCUAUUUCUUGAAUAAAAAAAUUAAAAAUCACAAUUGAACCGGAGCCGUACCAAAAAACGAAAAUAAUCUGGAACCAAACCGAAAACAAAAAAAAAAAUCUGGAACUAAACCAAAACCCAAAUAUUAGUGAACCAACAUACAAACAAAUUAAUAGAUUUGUUAACAAAACUAAUCCCGCGCUUUCAAAGCGCGGAUCAAAAUCUAGUUUUCAUUAUUGUAUCUUUCACCACUAUACUAAUUACAUUUAAGGGCUCGAGUUUUUAAAUGUGCCUCAGGUCUCUACAGACCCUCGUACUGCACUGAUUCGAGGACGGAGAUGAUAUCCAUUUUAUUGAUUUCUUGAUAUUAAAUUCUUUUUUUGUGUUACGUUAUGAUUUUUUAUUACUUCAAAGAUGGGAUUAUAUCUACUUCUAUGGAACUUUUUAUAUUCAAGGUUUGAUUAUACAAAUUGACCGGUAACGUCCAAAUAUGCGUAUGGUCAACCAAAAGUAUAUACUUUUACCAAGAAAAAGUAUAUAAAACUUUCCAAAACUUCUUACAGUCACACUUUCUUUAUUACACUAUACAAAUUGUUUUUCCUAUAUAUUCAGCGAAACGACGAUUUCAACGCCACACAAUCCAACCCCUUCAAACAAAUUUUGUUUUUGUUUUUGAAAAAAAAUCUUUAAAAAAAAUGAAACUAAAGCAAACCAACGUGAUGUUUAUGGUGUUAGCCCUGAUCUCGGCAUUGGUUUUCCUACAAUCAGAAGCUGUUGAUCGUUGUCCGACAGGAAAUAUAAAUCUCGUACCAGGAUGUUUCGAUGCGUUGAGAUUAGCCUCGGACAAAGAUUACAGCAGGCUAUCAAGAGCUUGUUGCAGAGCAGUCUAUUCACUAGACUCUGAUACUUGCUUCUUUCUUUUCUAUCCUAGCCCAGCUUACUCUAUUAAGAUUUUCAAAAACAUUUGUCUUAAUGUUAAGUAUGUACCUGCUGGUUCACGUUUCUAAUAAAGAUUUUAAUAAUAUUUUUCUUAAAUGAAUCAAAAGUUCCUAUUUGAUACUCUCAUUCAUAUUAUUUAAUUAUGCUGGUGAAAGAUGCAACUAUUCAAUUAAACAGUAUUUUUCAAUUUUUGAAUUUUUUUCAAAAUCUGUUGUUAACUAAUCCCUAUGAAAAUAU